Styela clava is the source of this 1017-nucleotide messenger RNA. Lineage: Eukaryota; Metazoa; Chordata; Ascidiacea; Stolidobranchia; Styelidae. The record is from RefSeq and is a predicted model, not a curated record.
AAAAUGGAUCCCAUUGGUAAUCAAAUCUCGAGACUCAUCUCUAAAACGACGGUGAUGUAUACGUUGUAUCAAGACAUUUGGCCUACCAGGGAAAUGUGGGUCCAUGACCUGAUUCUACAUGGAAGUGAUAAGUCUGAAUUCUUAUUAGCAGAAGAAAUUUUGGAAUCUCCUGACGAAGAAAAAUGCCAUCAGUAUUUUCGUAUGCAAAAGUAUCAAUUUGAAUAUUUGCUCAAUAAAGUUGAAUCGCUAAUCAGCAAAAAAGACACAUUUUGGCGAAGUGCCAUACCAGCCAAGCGAAGGCUAAUAUUGACUAUUCGAUAUCUGGCCACUGGUGCUUCUCAGUUGGAUCUUGCAUUUUCAUUCCGAAUCGGCCACUCAACUGUUGGGACAAUUCUCAGAGAAACAAUGUCUGCUCUGUGGAAAGAACUUGUUAAUGAAGUUAUGCCUCCACCCAGUCCCAAAAAAUGGUUGGAGAUAGCGAAGGAAUUUAAUUUUAGAUGGCAGUGUCCAAAUUGCAUUGGGGCUCUUGAUGGGAAGCAUGUGCGAAUAAAAUGCCCUCCAAAUAGUGGCAGUGAAUUCUAUAAUUAUAAGGGUUACUUUUCAAUUGUUCUUUUGGCCGUCUGUGAUGCGCAAUAUAGGUUUGUUAUUGUCGACAUUGGUAAUUCUGGUAGACACAGUGAUGGUGGAGUUUUUUCAAACUCACGAUUGGGAAAAGGAUUUGAUCAAUCCAUCCUCAAUAUUCCUGGCCAACAGACUCUGCCUGGCACUAGUGAAUCCAUCCCAUUAUAUUUUGCUGCAGAUGAUGCUUUCCCGUUGAAAAUUGGAAUUAUGAAGCCUUAUCCUGGUCGUGCACUGGAUAGGAGUCAGAAAAUUUUCAAUUAUCGGUUGAGCAGGGCUAGGAGGAUUGUGGAAAACACUUUUGGGAUUCUAGCUGCUCGUUGGCAGGUUUUUUUCAAAACUAUAAACUGUGAUCCAGAAUUGGCCACAUUAAGGGUGGAGAUCAAAAAGGUAGUUUAA